This is a messenger RNA of Fusarium odoratissimum NRRL 54006, 1134 nucleotides long. RefSeq lists its product as uncharacterized. The transcript has 2 exons. Bases 1 to 1134 code for a protein of 377 amino acids. Lineage: Eukaryota; Fungi; Ascomycota; Sordariomycetes; Hypocreales; Nectriaceae. The record is from RefSeq and is a predicted model, not a curated record.
AUGGGCCAGCCACCGGCGCCACUUGAUCCUCUGCAGACAUUCACUGAACUUGCAAACACGACAUGGAUCACGGCCGUUGCAGACUCGUUCUGGGUGGGCGCCGGGGUCAGAGGAUCUACAUUCAAUAUGCUCGAUGCGAAGAUCGCAACCGUCUUCAAAAUCCAAAACUGGGCUCUCUCACAUAUUGGAGUCUUUGCCGACUGUAGAGCGAAGAUGCCUCAGAGUGGUGCCACGAAGCUCUUCGCUUCCGUCGAGCUCGGUAUCACUGCGGUAUUUGACCUGGUCAAUGGAUCUAUGCGAGUUUCUGGAUCUCUUUCACCAACAUCAUAUGUGAUAGACUCCUCGUGUCAUCUCACUGGAGGAUUUGCCGCCGGCACUUGGUUUGAUCCCUCGCCCUAUGCUGGGGACUGGGUGUUCGCCCUGGGUGGGUACCAUCACAAGUAUACGCCGCCAGCGUAUUAUCCUCGGGAGAUCCCACAGAUUGGCAUCUCUUGGCAGGUUUCGGAUCGAGUAUUCGUCAAGGCUGGUGCAUAUUUUGCCAUUACGCCAAAGGCUUGUAUGAGGGGAGCUCGAUGCUCGCGACGUGUGAUGUCGGGCCCUGAUCGACUUCCUCAUGAACUUGGACCCUUUCCGUUAUGUCCUGGAGGUUUUGAUCGACAUCAGUGUCUCGUGGAGCGGCCAUAUACCUUUUGUCUGGUGUACGGCAUGUUCGCCAUCAACGUCCCCAUAAAGAACGCGACUGUGACGUUCGGCGGCAGUAAUGGACAGGACACCCCUGGCAAGGUCAGUCUCGAUAUGUUCCGCGGUAUGCUUCAGCAAAAUGGACAAGGCGCCAAGGAGGAAUUGAAGAUAUCGUGCGGAUCAGGUCUAUCCUCAAUGGACGACACCACGGGUGACUGGACUGCGAGAGCCGGGUCCUUUGCAUUUGACGUGCGAUCAAAUAUGGCUACCACACAGCCUUACUUGAAUGGCACCGCUGUCGGGGCUGCUAACAACGUCUAUGCAAAGCCCAUGCAAUUGACAGAGAGUAGCAACGGACUGAAGGCCGAUCUCAUAAUCACCGUCACGGGCGCAAGCAGUGAUGAUCAAUAUCGACCAGAUGUGAUAUCCGGAAACCUUCCUGCGGCAUUGUAG